AUGUCGAGAACCGGAGCUCUUGAUCUGGGCAGUGGCGUGGGAGGGAAAAUCGAGAAGAAGGACGUCCAAUCCGCUGUUGAGCAGUAUGCUUCAAUGUCCUUUAUUUCCUGCACAUUUCUUCUUCUUCCGAUCGAUUCUUGUUCUUUCGAAUGGGUGCAUGCUCUCGGCGUGCUUCUUCUCAAUUCUUUUUCUUCUAUUGCUAGAUCUCCCAGUUACAUUGAUGCCCAUAUUUUAUGUUCAAGAGGAAAAAAAAUAUUUGUACGACUUUUAUGUUUUGUUUCCAUAUUUACCAGAUCAGUCGUAGAAAGCUGGCAUUUACAAGUGGGGGAGAUAAAAUAUUAAGGAAAACCGAAAAUAUCUGCUCUUUAUGGAGAACGCUUUUAGUUUGUAGAUUCUUCUGGGCCGCGAAUUGAUAUAGAUUAUCAUCUAUCAUAGCAGAGACCAGGAGCUCAUAAGAUUCAGGAGUGCGAGUGGAGGUCCUUUCAGACGUUAAUCUUUGAAUCCAUAUUUUCCCAUGAUAUAACGGUGAAGAACAGUGAUAUGUCAACUGCUCGAGACUCAUCUCUGAUUUCUGCCGAUACGCAUGAUAUAACGGUGAAGAACAGUGGUAUGUUAGCUGCUUGAGACUCAUCUCUGAUUUCUGCCGACACGCACUGCCAAACCAGUGUUAGGGAAACAUGAGCUUUUUACAGUAGUUUAUGGAUAAAUAGCAAAAUUCAAAUGCCCUAGAAUCAGGAAUCGAUUCCACAUUCAUUUUAUGAUGCUGACUGAUGUGGAAGUGCAAUUUUAGAUUACAAAUAUUUUCUCAUUCAUAUUAUUCCGUGUUUCCAGGUGUUAUGUCCAAAUUUUAUACUGCAUCGUUCAGUGGAUUAUCCCUCAUCCCUAACCCUCCCAUAUAUGCUUGUGUUCAAUGAAUAGGUAUGAGAAGUAUCAUGCAUGCUAUGGAGGGAAUGAGGAGACGAGGAAAAAUAAUUAUUCUGAUCUGGUGGGUCCAGUUACUCUUUUUACCUUUUUAUUCCUCUUGAUAAGAUCUCUUGGAAGGAUUACGUUGAUUGUUUGGUGAUGCUCAGUCUCUUCAUCUGUCCCCAGCAAGUUCAUUAUAUCCUAGGCAGGUUUCUUUUGGUUCUCUGUACCACAGAUGAUCUUGUACCCGUUUGCGUCAUAGUCAUGUGUCGUCUCACAAAAUGCCAAUUCCUGCCUGUUUUAUCAAUUGGAAUUGGGUCCAAGGACUUCCAUAUGCUUGAAUGCAGUGAUGUUUACACCAGCAUGAAGAGGAUGCUGGCGUUUGAAUCUCUUAAGUUUUGGGGUCUAAAAUGCUCUGUAUCGAGUCUCUUGGUGCUGAAAGGAUUUUAUGUUAUUAAAGCUGAGAAGUUAUCUGUUAACAUUCUGCUAGGAUUUUUUUUUACUUGUUACAUUUUUUUUUUUUGGUUUUUAGCAUAGUCUGUUUUGCGAUUUUUCGGUAAAUUUAAGACUUUUAAAACCAGAUUUAACAGGAUCAUUUAUAUUUUAAUUUUCAUAAACUGGUACUAGCUAUAAAUGUGUGGCUGUCUGCUUAUAAUUUGACGAUCAGCUCUGUGAUUGGAUGAAAUGAGACUGAUAUCAUGAUCAUAACCAUUCGGUCACUUACUUGAUGGUAGUCAGUACCGUCAACAAUAUUCCAGGAUGCAGUUAUAACUACACAUCGCACAGAUGGUUAAUCAAUGAUACCUGUCCAAAGUUUCACGGAGAAAAAGGAACACGAUGAGCAUCCUUACUGUUCCAAUUGGUCGGCAGAUGUAGAUAUUAGGAUGAUCUUAAUUUGGGCCAACAGAGAAUGAUGAAAUAUUGGAAAAACUAUCUUCUAAACCUCCUUUCGGUCUACCAACUUGGUGGAUGGGAGGAAGAUUUUCAGGGGUUUUCCCAUCUUGAAUAGUAUCAAUUUUCUUAUCUCUACUCUUUGUUUUCUGUGUAGUCUAGUGGGAGACUUUCCGUAAUUCGACUGAGGGAUCUUUUUCCUAAGAAUUUCAGAAAUAUGAAACUUGAUAUAAGUGGACUCCAUGUUUCCCAAAAGCCCAUUGAGACUUGCUUUUGCGAUAUAAUUUGAUCACUCAAAAUGAGAUUCGUUGCUGCAUUUGAGAGAUUCUCAAAGUUUAUAUCCUCAUCCAUGUUAUUGGGUGGAAGGGUUAGAUAGGGUGAGCGUCCUACCCAGGUCCCCCUUUGCCCAUGGAUAACAUACUGCAGCCAGCAGUGGUUUGAAAUGGUUCUUCAUGUGCUUUCACUAAUCCCAUUAAGUUUUUCGGUAAUCACAAAAUUUGAAAAGAGAAGUUCGGAUAACUUGUCGGCUGGUACUGACAAUGGAGUGCUUGUUGAAACAUCCUCUUUGAUGUUGAUGACUGGUUCAUGUUUUCGUCAACAUCAUUUAUCACGUCUGAAAGGGUAAUUUUGACAUUAUCCUCGUGUUUCAGGUUAACAAGUACUAUGAUCUUGCUACCAGUUUUUAUGAGUAUGGCUGGGGCGAGUCUUUUCAUUUUGCAGACAGGUAAGCUUGUCGAACGGUUGAUUUCUGCAAAAUAGAAUUAUAAUAUGUAGCCAUGUUUCCAAGGAAAUUCAGCCGUAUAAUUAUAUAUUUGCAGGUGGAACGGAGAGUCACUUCGUGAAAGCAUCAAACGUCAUGAGCAUUUUCUUGCUCUGCAGCUGGGAUUGAAGCGUGGAAUGAAGGUUUGAGGCAGUUCUUCACUCUUGUGACUCAGAGACAGAAUUUAAACCCAAUGCACAACGCAGUAAAGCUUCGAAGCUGAUGUUUUUAUGGUAGGUACUGGAUGUUGGAUGCGGCAUUGGUGGCCCUCUACGAGAAAUUGCUAGAUUCAGGUGAUUCCAAUUUCUUGAGAUUUCCAUUUUUUUUUUCUAAGACUAGUGUUGGGUUUCAUCCACAGUUGUAGUUGCAAUGUUCUUUCUUUAGGAGUUCUUCAUAAAAAAAUCUCAAAGUUUCAGCCAUUUUAGUCGUGGAUGAAUCGACUCUACCCCAGCGCUCUUAGUAUGACCAAGAAGAAGAAGAAACAAUCCUGCCGAAACCAGGGAAAAGAAAAAUCAUGGUUUAAUUGGUUGAUUCUUGUAUCUGCAUUGAAGUUGCUUCUGGGAUUUACUAAGUUGCAUCCCUGUGAAUCAUAAUGGGAUCCCUUGAGCUCUAUGGCUUUAUACAUGUUGGAAAUCACAUCCCUCGGCAGAUAACGUAAAUAUAUCCUUUUUUGGCCAUCUAUGAUGCCAAGGGUGCUCUCGGAGUCUAAUAAAAUGUAUUCGCCAAUUCUUCAAGAAACACUCAUCGAUCCUCACGUUAUGGCCAUACACCUGACCGUCAUAAUGGGGAAUUAUAUGCGGCUGACUGACCGCUGCAUCAUCUGAUAGUAUGCUGAUGAAUGCUCGGCAGUAUUUUCUUCCUGAAUCAGGGCAGCAUGUCCGCAUGUAUGCGGAUGAGCCGCCUAUGUGCCUGAAAAUGUUUCAUGUCAUGAGUGCAGCUCAACGUCUAUCACGGGAUUGAACAACAAUGAAUACCAGAUAGGCAGGGGGGAGGUAAGAGAUUUUUUCCUAAGAAGUGGAUGCCGGAGUUUUUUGAGCCUUAACAAUCUUGAGCCGAACUGAAUGUGGAUUUUACGGGGGAAAAUGGCUAAUUAAUGUUUUUUGCAGGAGCUAAAUCGAUCGGUAGGAUUGGAAAGGUCUUGCAACUUUGUUAAGGUUUAACAUUAUCCUUCAUCCUCCUUUCUCAGAUAGAUUUUUUUUUUUUUUUUUUUUUGUAUAUUCGGUUAUUUGGUAUUAUUGCACCGUCUAUGCAUGUUCCUUCUGAACGGCUAAAACUUUUUUUCUACUAUCACUCUGGUCUUCUAAUCAAUUAUCAUGCGAAUGACGUAUUCAUCAAGUCUGCUCCAGAAUCCCACAAAAAUUAGAACAAUUUUCUUACCGUUUGUGGACUGCCUAUGCCAAAACUGUAAUCCUGGGAUUUCUUCAUGCCAGCAUACUUCGCUCAGCUCAUUAUCCCUUUCAUAUAUGAUGGCCUGUCUACUAAGCUUGUAAAAGGUACUGUUUAUGUAUGAUCAUAUGGAUGAGAGAAGGGAAGGGGAGCAGAAAAACCCACCUGAACAUGCAGUUUGGUUCAUAAACUACACGCAUGUUUUCAAUGAAUAUGCAAUAAAUCUCUUCAAUGGGCGUCCCUCUCCUGUGAGCAGUGACGAGCUUCCCUUCUGUACGUUCAGGCUGAUUUCAUGAAAAUGCCAUUCGAUGAGGAUACUUUUGAUGCAAUCUAUGCAAUCGAAGCUACGUGCCAUGCGCCUGAUGCGGUAUACUGCCCAAAAUUUAUAUGUUCAAGUCCAAUUUUUACCAGCCCCCUCUUUCCUCUUCGUUUCAUUUGAAUCUAAGAGUUGGGUCUCUGCAUUGUGUUUUAUACAGCUGGGAUGCUACAAGGAGAUCUACAGGGUCUUAAAGCCCGGUCAGCAUUUUGCCGCCUAUGAGUGGUGCAUGACGGAGUCCUUUGAUCCGAAUAAUGAAAAUCAUCAGAAAAUAAAGGCAGAGAUUGAACUCGGCAAUGGCCUUCCUGAGAUAAGGACCACAGCACAGUGCCUUGAUGCCGUAAAGAAAGCCGGGUUUGAGGUAAUUAGCCCACCAUGUUUUCCAAACAUGAAGCAAUGGAGUUAAAUGACGGAGUGAAUGGUGGUACUUAUGGUUUUCUGAAGGUCAUCUGGGAGAAGGACCUUGCAGUGGACUCACCUGUUCCCUGGUACCUUCCCCUGGAUACUAGCCGAUUCUCCCUUUCUAGCUUUCGUCUGACAGCAGUUGGGCGUUUCCUGACCAGAUCCCUGGUAAUAAAUAUUUCAGCUUGAGCUGGGCAUGGUUAAGGCCAACACCAUCAUCAUCCUUCUGACGUAACUUGAUGCUUUUCCUCCAGGUGAAGACACUGGAAGCUGUGGGGCUGGCCCCAGCAGGGAGCCAGAGGGUCUCCUCCUUCCUAGAGAAAGCUGCAGAAGGGCUCGUUGAAGGUGGAAGGUGAACAUAUUGAUCACUUAUCUAAUUUUUCCUCUUUUCAUUUUUUCAGACACGAGUAGAGGUUCUGGGGUUAUGGUUGUUGUUCAUUUGGCGUUUUCUUCAUUCAAUAUUGUUCAUACCCAAAUUUUAUCUGGUAAAAUACUCCUCGUUCUUGAUCUUUGGAACUGAUUUGAGCCGUCUGAUCUCUGCAGGAAAGAAGUAUUCACACCGAUGUACUUCUUCUUGGUACAGAAGCCAAGGCAGUAA
Spirodela intermedia is the source of this 5256-nucleotide messenger RNA. The record is from the annotation of a GenBank genome assembly. Lineage: Eukaryota; Viridiplantae; Streptophyta; Magnoliopsida; Alismatales; Araceae.